AUGAUGUAUUGUUGUUCAUCGGAUAUGUGUCGAUCAAUCAUCGAACAACAUUUAAAAAAUGAUUUAUUUAAACGUUUUGAUAAAAAAAAAGAAGAUUUUUUAUAUGAAUUUAAUUAUUUGGAAACAAUUCGUGAUAUAAAUCGUCAAUAUGAUGAAAUUGUUUUAACAAAUUGUAUAAUUGAUGAAAGAAUUUUUUUAGAAAAUAAAUUUCAAUUAAAUGACUUAUGUAAUUCAUUAAAUGAAUAUCGAUAUUCAAAAUCUUCUCAAAAUCUAACAUCAUUAACAGCAAAUCAACAUAUUACAUAG
Messenger RNA from Rotaria sp. Silwood1, 306 nucleotides. Lineage: Eukaryota; Metazoa; Rotifera; Eurotatoria; Philodinida; Philodinidae. The record is from the annotation of a GenBank genome assembly.